CUCGUUUCAUGGGUAAAUGGCCUAAAGGUAAUAGAAACUCAAGUUUACCGGUGGAUGGAGAGUUUGAGAAUGUUGAUGAUCCAUAUGGUGAUAGUGAUGAUGAAUUAGCAGCGGAGAAGAUAAGAAAUGGGAAAAAUG
Molecule: messenger RNA, 138 nt
Organism: Racocetra fulgida
Lineage: Eukaryota; Fungi; Glomeromycota; Glomeromycetes; Diversisporales; Gigasporaceae
Source: the annotation of a GenBank genome assembly